AUGAAGGAGGCCCGUGAGAAACAUCUCACUGCAAAAAUAAUCAAUCACAAACUCAUAAUUAACGGCACAACCUAUACUGCAGACGAAUUAGAAAAAGGGAGUGAAAUUCCACAACUUGAAGCUUCGUAUAAAAGAGGACGAGAAACGUAUAGUGCUCCAUCAACACCUCCACAUUCUUCACUGAGUCUUCCACAUACCACUGAAACUGUGAAUAUUGAAGAGGGACAUCCUAGAUUGGUGCAGGCCCUCGCAAAAUUAUAUUCGAACCUUACUGGCCAGAAUAUCAACCCGUAUACAGAAGUCAUCAUAACGACUGGGGCGUACGAGGCACUUUUCUGUGCAAUUAUGGGGCACGUUGAUAAGGACGAUGAAGUCAUUCUGAUUGAACCCUUUUUUGAUUGUUUGGAACCGAUUGUGAGAUAUGCUGGUGGGAAACCCAGAUUUCUUUCACUGAGAAUGGUAAGAAACAACAUAGUUUAUACCGUGGAAGAAAUUCUUGAACAAAAAGAAAUUGAAGAAUCGGAUUACAUACUACAAACAAAUAGUAACUCCAAUACACCAUCCAAAUCCUUCAAUUUUCCUACAAAACCCACUGAAACAAGUGAUAUAACCGAAGCCAAAAAUACAGGUGCAAUCAAGAAGAUUGAUAUCAAUAAAAUUGAAAAGAAAGAAGAAGAGAAAGGAGAAAGGAAGGAAGAGAAAAAGGAAGAUAAGAAUAAGGAUAAAUCCACAAACCUCCUAUCAUUACAAACCAUCAAAGAUAGUUAUUCUGUAGAAUUGAAUCUACUAAAGAGAGACAUAUUUGAUGAACGACCCACGUCGGCUGAUUGGGUUAUAGACAAGAAUGAAUUGGAAAACGCUUUCAAUGACAAAACGAAAGUUAUCAUCCUCAAUUCCCCGAACAAUCCACUUGGCAAAGUAUUCACACAACAAGAAAUGACUGCGAUUGCUGACUUAUGCAAGAAAUGGAACGUAGUUUGCAUAUCCGAUGAGGUCUAUGAAUGGUUGGUUUAUGAACCAAUGAAGCACAUCAGAAUGGCUCCAAAUGUUGAACUUCAUUCCGAAGCAGAUGAGAAUAAAGACUUCCGUUUCACAAAAUGGAUGACGAAAAAUGUUGGUCUUCAAGGGAUACCAUGCUCAGUAUUUUUCAGCAGUGUCAAUAAAACUAUUGGAGAGAAUUACGUUCGCUAUUGCUUUACUAAGAGAGACGACGUUCUGAAAAAAGUUCAAGACAUUUUGAUGGACUGGAAAUCUCGAAUGGUGAAAUAUUGAUUGGAAACAUAUUCUCAAGUGAAUUUUCGAGAAAGUUACAUGAAGCCUGUAUAAACUCGAUCAGAUAUUUGAAUAGAGAAUAUCUGAACUAUCUCAGUGAGCCAUGAGGAGAAUUACACUCAAGUACCAAUGUAGUUUCGAUUCAAAUGAAUAAUUACCUACCAAUAAAAUCAAUCG
Phaedon cochleariae (mustard beetle) is the source of this 1449-nucleotide messenger RNA. The record is from the annotation of a GenBank genome assembly. NCBI's taxonomy places the organism in Eukaryota, Metazoa, Arthropoda, Insecta, Coleoptera, Chrysomelidae.